UUUGUCUAAUGAAAUUAAAAAAGUUUAUCUGUGCAGAUAUAUCUGGCUCAAUGGCAACCCUGCAUUCAUAUGUCAAAGAAGCCAAACCAAACAAAAGGCCUCAAUAAUUGUUGCUUCAAAUUUCAUGAAAAUCUAAAAUUUCAGUAAAUCUAUAAAGAUGUUUACUGUUGCACAAUUUUUUGAAAAGCAACAGCUACGUGUUCUUGCUGUACCGGUUUCCUGGGUUCGUGGCGGAUUUUUAAUGUGGCCGAAACUUCCUUCCAACGAAAAGCUGGACAAACUGAGAAUGGAAGGGAUUGAAUACCACGGUGCUACAAAGAAAAUCCCAGUUAUAGUGGGUAGAAAAUAUAAAAGCCUGCAAGCGGCAGAAGCUGCCGCAGAAGAUCUACUAAAGCAAGAAGUGUCCGACAUCGAAAACAAACGAAAUUUGUUGAAGCAUCGUAAGGGUAAAGCUACUGAUGCGAGUCCCUUCAAAGAUUAUAAUAAGAUUAUUCAAGAAAUGUCGGAAAUAUCAGGGCAAAUUGGUUCCGUCCCUCUGGCACAACAAAAACAGGUUCAGUGGCACCGCGUUCAGAUUGAUGAAAAACAAAUCGAAGAUGCACCGCUACAGGAUAAAGCCGACGAGACCUAUGGACAAACUGAGACUGUAUCACAAGCUGUUAGAAUCCUACCGAUGAUUCAAAUCCCAUUGCAAAAUUUUGAUUCUGGAACUCCUCCGAAUCCAAGCAGUUCUGUCGUUUCACCGCGCCAAACGCAAUCUCUACCGAAAUCAAAACUGGAAGCACAUCCUACAAGUAAGAAUCAUAACAGCGUGCGUUGUAAUAUCUGUUCUGCGUUUGUAUACUUUUUACUGUAUGUUCUAUUUACAUAUAUCAACGCAAAUAUUUUCUACUAUUUAUUGAAGAAAUCUAGUGUUUUUAUUCAAAACGGCAUAUCUACAAUGAUUAUUACCGUAAUAUCUUCAGCAAACGAGUGUACGUCAGCCAUUUUAGAAGUUCCAGAGGGUAUGCAGCAAAUUCAGUCUGUUUUCGUGUCUGAUGAUAACAUCAUUUACAUAAAUCCAUCGACAGAAAAGCCUGGAGUAGCUGGAGAAUCGGGCAAUCUAGUGUGUUCAUUGGAAGCUACAGUGGCCACUUUGAAAAAUGAAAUGACUCUAAUGAGGAAUGAAAUGGCUCAAAUGAGUAAAAGUAUUAUUACCACAGUCAAUACAUCGGUUCGGCAAGUGGUGGAAGAUUCCUUGGAGAGAAACUUGCCACGGCUCGCAGCAAUGCUUGAUAUGGACAGAAGAGAUCAGUCUGCAGCACAAGAAGGAACGGCAGCUGAGGAGCAUAUACUUAUAAACGACGAAGACGACUUGAUUAAUUUCAACAAGAUGUUGGCUAGUAAGCAAGUAUUCAAUGAUUACAUCAAAUAUUUCACAAAAAUUAUUCCACCGGCUGCUUACUACGGAAAGGGUGAUUCUGCAUGCUACUUGAUUGUUGACUGUCUAUUUACACGAAUAUUCUGGAAUGGUUUUACUUGGACUGGUAUUAACAGAGGAAACAAGUCAAAACGAGGAUUUCGUGAAUUUGCCAAUGUUCUGCAACUGCUUCUCACGAUGGUGAGCGUUGGUGACCCAACGUAUACGAAUAUAAAAUUGGAGUCAUUCUGCAAGAAUCGUCUUUUCCGUUACUCGAAAGCAAGGUCGUCCAGUAAGAAGCUACGAAAGUCUACGUGUCGCCGUACAAAGGCCAAGAAAGGCGAGGCAGAUACAGUUCCAAUUGAUAAUGAUGAUUAUAAUGAUGAAACGAUUGAUAAUAUUACCAGCGAUUCUAACCAGGAUGACUCAGAUGCUGAUUCGGAUUCAAGACUAGAUUCUUAAGUAUUUUCAACAAUAUUUAUUAUAUAAAACUUGUUACAUU
Messenger RNA from Topomyia yanbarensis, 1901 nucleotides. RefSeq lists its product as uncharacterized. Lineage: Eukaryota; Metazoa; Arthropoda; Insecta; Diptera; Culicidae. The record is from RefSeq and is a predicted model, not a curated record. The transcript has 6 exons. Bases 158 to 1861 code for a protein of 567 amino acids.